Molecule: messenger RNA, 1169 nt
Organism: Eruca vesicaria subsp. sativa (arugula)
Lineage: Eukaryota; Viridiplantae; Streptophyta; Magnoliopsida; Brassicales; Brassicaceae
Source: the annotation of a GenBank genome assembly
UUCGUUAGAUCGCGACGCUGCGUGUAAGUAAAAAAAAAAAAAAGUGAAUGAUUAUUUCUAGAAGGAAAGAUUCUCGUCUCCCCGUAAUGAACUCGCUCCGAUUCAAACAACCGAGUCGCCUACCGAGUUUCACCGACUCGGGGAUAGAGAACGAGCAGGUGUUGACUCUCGUCUUCGAGUCGAUCAGCUGGGACAUCCACACCAUCUGCGCCGUCGCCUCCGUGAGCCGGAGAUUCUGCGCCAUCGCGAGACGCGUCCUCUGGCGCUCCCUCUGCGUCCACCGCGCGCCGGGGAUGGCGGCGGCAUUGUCCGGAUCCGAUCCGAGCGGGAGAAUCGACGGCGGAUGGCAGGCGCUGGCGAAACUGAUGUUUUUCUGCGGCGGAGGUGAGUCGACUCGGUCGCCGGGUCACUUCCUGUCCGAGUCGAGAUUCUCCAAGACCUCCGGGAGGUUUUUCCUCCCGAAGAACUGCCGGGGAGACUUGCUGUACGUCAGCGACCCGUGCGAGCACCAGGCGGUGGGAGGCGGCGGGGACGAGCAUCUGGGGGUUUUUAGAGGGGUAUUUCGGGAAUUUAUGAGGUCGAAGACGAGGCAGUGUCUUGUCAGGAGACAGGCGGAGUUGGAGGAGAAGGUUAGGUGUCCGUAUUGUGGAGGACGCGUUUGGAGUAUGAAGGCGGCGCGUUUGGUUCCCAAGAGUGCUGCGAGGAGGUUGGGGUCGAGGGAUGGUGGGUUGGAGUUUUACGUUUGCGUUAAUGGGCACUUGCAUGGCACGUGCUGGUUGAUUCCGUUGUCGUCGGAUGAGGAUGAGAUGGGUUUUGAUGAUGGUGAAGAGGAGGAGGAUGAUGAUGAUAGUGAUGAUUUUUUACGGCGGUGAGAUCUUCUAAUCAGUGGAGUUUUUAGGUGAGUGAUGGUGGCUUUUGGAAGGCAUAUGGAAACACUUUAAUGAGAGGCGAUUUUGAUUAGAUUCUCAAGUCGAUGAAACUCAGAUAAAGUUUUGAGAUACUGUUUUUUUUUUUCAUUUGCCUUAUUACCACCUUCUAAUUAAUUGAUUGAGAUCUUUAGAAGGUCCACUAAACAUAUUUGGGCCCGUGGAUGGAAGCAUUGUGUUACUCCUCCAACAUGGGUUCCAUAGUGAAAAAUGUAUUAUGUACAAUAGUAAGAUUUGUUUAUA